Molecule: messenger RNA, 737 nt
Organism: Herpailurus yagouaroundi (jaguarundi)
Lineage: Eukaryota; Metazoa; Chordata; Mammalia; Carnivora; Felidae
Gene: CSTL1
Product: cystatin like 1
Exons: 4
Coding region: 287-703 (138 amino acids)
Molecular function (GO): cysteine-type endopeptidase inhibitor activity
Source: RefSeq, a predicted model, not a curated record
GUCACACCAAUAUAGCAAGAGCUGGUGCCAGGGCCUGCAGGCACAGUGGGAUCCAGCAGCCAGAAAUCUGUGGUGAGAAAGGUGGCAGAGCCACCCAGGAGCACCACGGUUUGGUCCUUUGGUCAGAUUAUGGUAGAGCCUUGAAAGAGGAGGUUGGGUUCUCAAUCUCCAUUUAACCUGGGAAAGCCCACUUGGUGAAGACUGCUGUAGGAAGGUGAGCGAGUUACAGCCUGGCCCCAGCCCGCCCUGGCAGGUGCAGCGGAUAGGAGAUUUCUGAGGCUGUGAGAUGGGUGUUGGAUCCUGGAGGAAUCCUCUGUUGCUGUUGGCUGCUCUCGUCCUGGCAGCCAGGCUGGGUCACUUUCAAAGGUGGGAAGGCUUCCAGGAGAAGUCCACGAGCGUGAAAAACAUGAAUUCAACCCUCAAGUUCUUCAUUGAAACCUACAACAAUGCUAGCAAUGACACCUACUUAUUUCAAGUUGACAAGCUACUUCGAAGUCAGAUGCAGCUGACGACUGGAGUGGAGUAUAUGGUCACUGUGAAGAUUAGCCGGACCAAAUGUGAGAGGAAUGGCACAAGAAACCAUUCAUGCCCCAUUCAAAACAAAAAAAAGCUGAAAAAGAGUUUCAUUUGUGAUUUUUUGGUGUACACUGUGCCCUGGAUGAACUACUACCAACUCUGGAACAACUCCUGUCUGGAGGCUUGAAUGUAUCGGUGCAAAGAUCUUUGAUGAAAACUUA